Messenger RNA from Brassicogethes aeneus, 4282 nucleotides. The record is from the annotation of a GenBank genome assembly. Lineage: Eukaryota; Metazoa; Arthropoda; Insecta; Coleoptera; Nitidulidae.
CUAAGGCGUAUAAGGAUUAUAAACAUUUAUUAAUUACUUAAAAAUGUGUAAGAAGUGAAAAUAUUGUUUAUUUUUGCCUUUAAUAAUUUUGGAUUUUUAGAACAUGGAUGUUCGACUUAGACAUGGAUAUAGGAAUAGUCAAGAAUCAGAAACCACCACAAAUGUUGGUUGGGACGUUUUCUUGGACACCCCGCGAAAACCGGAAGUCGGUUCCACAGCCAGCACAAAAACAAUAGACGUAUCAGAAAAACUUCUGAGAAUAUUUACAUAUGGCGUCAAUUUCAUCGCAGUUCUUGGAUUCGCCGUCCUCUCCAAAGGCACCACUCUUUUCAUGACAUCCCAAAUCAAACCGAACGCUACGAGAUAUUACUGCAAAAAGUUGGCCUUGGACCCAAAACAACAAUUUCGAGUGACCUUACCCCUCGAAGAAAGAAGUCAAUGGAUUUGGAUGCUCUUAUUCGCCUACUUUGUUCCCGAGCUGGGAACCUUCGUCAGGUCUCUCAGGAUUUGCUAUUUCAAGACGGUCUCAAGUAAACCGACAUGGACCGAAUGGCUAUCGUUGUUUGUCACGGAAAUUUGCCCGGCCAUAGGCAGCGCCUUGUUGAUUUUUGUCGUCCUACCCGAACUGGAUGUAAUCAAGGGUGCCAUGCUGACCAAUGCUGUCUGUUUGGUGCCCGGUUUAGUCGCAUUUCUAUCCAGAGACCCAGCCUGUAAGAGGAGCCUCAUCCCCAUGAUUCUGGACGUUGCAAGUUUGGCCUGUCAAACUGUAGCCUUGGUGCUAUGGCCUUUAAUAGAAGGCAAACUAAUUCUUUACACGAUAACAGCAUCGGUUUUGCUCAUUUCCGUUGGUUGGUGGGAGAACUUUGUUUCAAAGGAAUCGCCUUACUUCAAAAAAUUCACGACCUCAAGGCUUGUUUUGGAAAAUAAAACGUACUUUAUGUACCUAUUUUUGGCGCCUAUGAAAUGCUUGGCAUUUUUUAUCACUGCGUGUGUGAUACUGGUGAUCCAAGAUGGCGAUAUUGGGUUUUUGUUUAGAAUGGACGACGCUUUUUCGUCGCAUAACAUCAACAUCACAGAGAUAAUCCCCAUAGUUGGAUCAUCUUCCAUACAUCUGGAAGAUGCCAUAAGUACUGGCUAUAAUUUCUACACCACUACGAAUGUUAUGACACCUAUAUGGGUUUGGUUGAUAAACAUACUUGCGACAUAUCUUUGCUAUGCCUUUGGAAAAUUUUCCUGUAAGAUUUUGAUGCAAAGUUUCUGCUUCGCUUUUCCUAUCAAUUUGACUGUACCUGUGGUGAUUGCGGCUUUGAUAGGGAUGAGUGGUGAAUACAAUGUGGAUGUUUGCGCGUAUAGGAAUAUUAUUCCAGAAUACCUAUUUUUCAAUACGCCGUCGAUAUACUUUUUAAGCGAGUUCAUAGGAAGUCAGUACUCAUGGAUUUGGGUUUUAUGGCUUUUUUCACAAUCAUGGAUUACUAUUCACAUCUGGUACCCUCAUGUCGAUGAUAAAUUGGCGCGUACAGAAAAGUUAUUCUACAAGCCUAUGUAUGAUGCUUUUCUAAUUGAUCAGUCGAUCGCCUUAAAUAGAAGAAGGAACCAUCCAAAUAAAGAGAAAUCGGAAGUAGGCGACGGGAUGGUAGACAUGACAGAUGAAAACUCUUAUCCACGAAUCUAUGCUUGCGGAACCAUGUGGCACGAAGAAAGAGAAGAAAUGAUGGAAUUUUUAAAAUCCAUAAUACGCCUCGAUAAAGAACAAUUUAAACUAAAAAAACAGAAAGAUUUUCAAGACGAUAUACCACGAAAUUAUUUCGAACUAGAAACUCACAUAUUCUUCGAUGAUGCUUUCGUGUUAAAGAAGAAGAAAAGGCAGGAACCUGAAAUACACGUGAACCGUUUCGUGAAGGAUCUCAUCGAAGUCGUUUCUAAAGCCCCUGCGGAAGUUUUGGGCAUCGAAAAGUUCAUCAUGGCACCCCCAAUAAAAACCCCUACUCCAUACGGUGGCAGAUUAGAAUGGACUUUGCCUGGAGGAACCAAAAUGUACGCUCAUUUAAAAGACAAAAGCAAGAUAAGACCUAAGAAGAGGUGGUCCCAGGUCAUGUACAUGUACUAUUUACUAGGACAUAAGCUUAUAGAUAGAAAGGAUUUAACCAACGCAGAAAAGGUUAUUAUAUCCGCAAACACUUAUAUCCUGGCUCUCGAUGGAGAUAUCGACUUUCAGCCUAAAGCAGUGCAUGCUUUAAUAGAUUUGAUGAAAAAAACUCCAACCUUGGGCGCAGCAUGUGGUAGAAUACAUCCUAUAGGACACGGAGCAAUGGCUUGGUAUCAAAUAUUUGAGUACGCGGUUGGUCAUUGGCUUCAAAAAGCCACCGAGCACGUUAUAGGUUGCGUUUUGUGUAGCCCAGGUUGUUUCUCGUUGUUCAGAGGCACUGCUCUUAUGGGCGAUUCGGUCAUGAAGAAAUAUACCACCGUUGCCACAGAGCCCAUACAUUUAGUGCAAUAUGAUCAAGGAGAGGACAGAUGGUUGUGCACCUUACUCCUUCAGCAAGGCUACCGAGUAGAAUACUCGGCGGCUUCGGACUCUUAUACUCACUGUCCAGAGGGAUUCAACGAGUUCUACAAUCAGAGGCGAAGGUGGAUGCCGUCGACGACAGCGAACAUCAUCGAUUUGCUGCAAGAUGCCAAGCACACGGUCAAAAUAAACGACAACAUCUCGCAGAUGUACAUUUUCUAUCAGGUCGUCAUGCUGAUUGGUACUGUGCUGGGUUCUGGUACCAUUUUCCUGAUGCUGGUGGGUGCCUUCGUCGCGGCCUUCAAGCUGGAUCAAUGGACAAGUUUUGGUUACAACUUGGUGCCUAUUCUUGUCUUCGUUAUUAUAUGUGCAACGUGUAAAGCAGACACUCAGUUAUUUUUUGCUGGUCUUAUAAGCGCUGUAUACGGUCUGAUCAUGAUGGCUGUACUUGUUGGAGUUUUACUCCAAAUCAAAGACGACGGUUGGUUUGCUCCGUCCACGUUAUUUUUCUUUAUGAUGGCCGGAGAAUUUAUAGUAACGGCUUUACUACAUCCUAGCGAAUUCUACUGCCUCAAAUACGGCGUUAUAUACUAUGUAACAGUACCUAGUAUGUACAUGUUGCUGGUUAUUUACUCUGUAUUUAACAUGAACAACGUUUCCUGGGGUACUAGAGAUGUGACUGUCGAAGAAGAAGAAGAGGAGGAUAAGGAUGAGGAUAAGGAAGAACAAGACAAGAACGCUAAAAAAGAUGAAAAGAAAAUUUUCUCUUAUUUUGGAGCAGACAACGACCAAGAUGCUGGGUCUAUAGAAUUUUCUUUUGCAGGGUUGUUUAAAUUAAUGUUUUGUACACACAAAAGCAAAGAUAAUGAACAACUUAUCCUAAUACAGACAAAACUGGAAAUGUUGAUGAAGAAACUUGAUCAUAUAGAAACUGUUAAGUUGGAAGAAAAAAAUCCUAAAAUCGAUGAACCUGCUAAACCAGCUGAAGUACAAGGAGAUACAUUAUCCAUAGAUUCGUACAACUUCAAUCGGUGGAUGGAGACCGAACUUUUGGAUCAAAGCAAAACGAAAUUGUUGGAUGAAGACGAGAAAAACUUUUGGAAUCAAUUGAUCGAAAAAUAUCUACAUCCUUUGGAUGAAAAAAGCAAAGCAAAAGAGUUAACAAAAAGUUUAAACGACCUAAGAGACAAAACAACCUUCACCUUUUUCAUGAUUAACUCCUUAUUUGUUUUGGUCGUAUUUCUACUAACUCUGGAAAAAGAUAUGCUUUACUUGCCUUGGCCUUUAGAUCCCAAAGUUAAUUUUACUUAUCAGGAAAACAUAGAAACAAUUGAAAUAAAUAUAGAUCCACUGAAAUUGGAACCAAUAGGAUUCGUAUUUUUGAUAUUUUUCUUCCUUCUAUUAGUCAUACAGUUUGUGGGCAUGUUUGUCCACAGAUUUGGAACUUUUACUCAAAUCAUGUCAAAUACAGAUAUUAGUUUUGCUAACGAAGAAACGGAAGAAAAAAAUAUCAACGACGCAAUUGACGCAGCAACAAAAAUAAGAAAAGAAGUAGAAAAAGUCGAUCGGAGAAAAACCAUUAAAACUUUGUUGGAAAAACCCGAAAUGGCACCUGUAACCAGUUUAGAAGACGCGUUUGAGAAAAACUGGGAUUAUAACAUGAAUAAAAACCCUGAUCCAGUUAUUAGAAGAAAAACAGUGUUGGCUGGGAAAAGACCUGAUACUAUUUAUCACGAGGCGUUAAAAUCCGAAAUGUAUUCCAACGAGUGCGCAUGA